AAACAGGUGAACCAUUGAGGCGGCGGUGGUGGAGGAGCUGGGCCGCCAGACAGCGUCCUCGUACCAUAACAAACAUGGCGCUUGUCGACGGGGAAAGUUGACCGCAAAUAUGACCCAGUUCGGUGGAUCUAGUACCCCUAGGCCCUUAGAAUCCUGAGUCAAUGUAGAGCAGCCUCGGAUUUUCAUGAAGGGAAUGUGUGUUAAGACGUAUCAGCCCGCGUCAUCGCCCAGGAAGGAACUCUGACUAACUUGUGUGCGGGGGUUGACCUGAACUCGAUAUUUUCAGACACAAGUGAAUUACCUUACGGGGGAGUGAAUCUGAAAACUGUGACCAUAUCUCACUGGGACUAUUACCUCUUCUGGUCAUGACUGUGGGUGGUACAGCUAGGUGAUGGUUGGUGUUAGAGCAAGGGGGGCGGUAUGGGCCCUCGGGGGGGCCUAUGCUCCUCCAGUUCCAUCUGGCCAUAAUACGCUCUUAGAUAUAAUCGGAGGGCAACCUGGGGGACCUCCACUAGAUGGUGCCUCGCUCACAGUGGCCCUGGAUGUGGUGCAGGCAUGGGCUGUGCUCAUCACUGUUGGCUUCACCCUGGUGCUCUUCAUCUUCCUGGCCUUUUGUGUGUGUGCCAAGAAAGAUGAUGGGUAUGAUGAAUUUGAGAUGUCACACGGUAUUACGACGGUCAAGGUUUGUCACGAUGGGGGCGAGAACGGUCUGGGCAGCUACCCCCGAAUCAAUGGGUCCAACACGCCUAGAGCGAGUGACGAAGCCUCUGAGGCCUCCAGCAGGUGCACGUUGAAGCGUGAACUUCCUGCAAUUCCUCUCAGUGCUCAGCCUGAUCCGUCAGCCAUUGAGUGUAAUGUAGAGCGUACACAAUCCCAGCACUCGUCAGAUCUCUAUGCUGCUGUAGGAGAAGCCAAUGACGCAGGUGGGAGUGGCAUAGGAAAGGUGAUUGGAGGGGUCCAGGUCCUUCCUGCUGGUGCUAUAGGACUAGAUGGUCGUGCAGCUAUCAUUCGGGACCCAACUCUUACAUCACCAACCGACCCAUCCGCUCCAUCACAUAUAGACGGUGGUGCGGGAUCAGGGACUGCAGCUCACCCUUAUGCCAAAGUGAAGAAGAAUCAUCCAUAUGCUCAUGUCAAACUACCAAAGAAGGAUCACCCAUAUGCAAAGGUGGUCCGUGAUGAUUCUGAGGAUCCAGAGACUGAUACCGAUAAUUAUGAUGACCCAAAAGCCAUUACCAAAGACAAGAGUUCAGGAUGGGAUUCGGAGGGAGGGUACGAGCCAGCCCCUCCAGUACCAGAAAAGCGGUUUGAUCUGGAAGAGGAGACAGCCACUGGUCCUCCUGACGGUGGGCUCAUGACGACUUCGGUCACCUCGGCCUCCUCGGGUAAGGGCCCAUCCUCUCCACGAUCGCCUCACCUCAACACUCGAUCGUCUAUGGUUGGUUCUGCGCCCUCGCCAACUUCCCCACAUAGCAUAGGAGCAGUAUCAGACCGGCCACCCUCUACAGAAAUUCAAGCAGCUUUGGCAAUCUCAGGACGAACACCAGCCAAUGAAGAGAUGCCAUACAUGACGCCUCCAUUACAUCAUCAGCCUGAAGAAGCAGGCAUAGAGAUACCAUCUCAACAGAACUUCAGCGGUGACUCUCAGGAUUCACGAGGGUACACAAGCAUCAGCGUACGGGAGCCCUUGUCAGCCAUCAAAGCACAAACACAGGGCUCGGCGGCUCCUCAGUCAUCUGCCACCACUCAACCUCUUGAAGGAGAAGGGUACUAUAUGACAGUAUCAGAUGACUCAGCUGAUGAGAUGUAUGCCUGUAUUUAUGAGGGCACAAGAGGGGUUGGCAGUGAAACAUAUGCACAAAUUGAACCACGUUCAACUCCACCACCACCUCCACCCCCCAUGCCUAGCCCUCCACAUGCUCCGUCGACCCCGUCGCCCCUCUCUACGCGAGGUGGAUCACAGCCCCCUCCUGCACCACCGAGUGUAGACAGCCUACGCCAUGUUGUACAUUCCAGACAAGCAUCUUCGAGUAGUGCUGCCAGUACUGUAAUGGGAAGCCCCGGAGCGGAGAAGAGAGGGACUCGCUCUCCUCUGCCACCUCUACCUCAGGGAGAUACGAGCCUCUACUCAGGCCCUUCCCCCCAGCCCCCACAUUCCCCACCACGAAGUGUUCCUCCCAUUGAAAGACCCACACAGCGAGCCCUUGAAGAAAUGUAUGCAAAGGUGAUGAAGAAACAGCGUCCAGGACACUCUCGUGGGGACAGCUCAGGCGGAGGAGGCGAGAGUGACGCUGGCAGUGUGUCGUCCUCACGCAGAGGAUCCGUGGACAUUGGUGGCGCUCGCUGGGGAUCUCAUGCUUCAUCUCCUCCAACAACCCCUCGUCAGUCUGUAGACCUAGGGUCGAUGACACGUAGCCUUGUUGAAACUCGCAAUCAUGAAGUUGUUACGUCAAUAAGUCGAGCCAAGUCGUAUGAGAAGGCUGGUGUGUGGGGAAGUACUACACAGCAUCCCCAACCAUCAUUACCUAAUCCCAACUAUGAAACCAUUCCCCAACUGUCUAACAACUUCUACUCAGGGGGCUCUUCUGAUCCUGGAUACGAAACGGUGAAGAAUUCUGAACCUCCGUAUGCAAGUGUUGAAAGGCCCGAGGAGAAUUACCCUGGAUAUGAAACAGUGAAACAGACGUCAGACAUAGAAUCAGAACCUGGAUAUGAAACUCUGAAACACAGGGAAUACGAACCGGGGUAUGAAACAGUCACUGGUGAAGCUAAGUUGGAAAGCUCUGAACCAGGAUAUGAAACAGUGGCUCAUGAGAAGCACCAAGAGGAAUAUGAACCCGGAUAUGAAACGGUAACACAUCACAGAGCAGAAACAUCUGACCCGGGAUACGAGAUUGUCAAGGGAAAGGCCACAAGUGAAUUUGGAGACCCCGGCUACGAAGAGCUACAAGGUGCUAUCCAUCACACACGGACCACUUCAGAACACGACCCGAAUUAUGAGCAACUGAAGUUCACGAGUCGGCGAUCAAGCGACGGGGAUGCAGAACCCGGCUAUGAAGUGGUUAAGAAGGUUGAAACCGAGAGUACGUACGAAUUUGUACGCGACUACGACACCCAGGAGAAUUAUCCCCCCUAUGAGAAGAUCGAUAAACCUGGAAAGGAAAUCAGUCAACGGGAAACACCUCUGUAUGCAAGUGUACAGAAGGGAAGCCUAAGUCAGGAGAAGAAAUUGGCUAAGGAUAAAAGCCCCGAAGAGGAUAAAAGUCCUAAAGCCACUGGCCUCCUAGAGAGUGACAUAGAUACUUGUCCACCUCCUCCUAUAAGUCCUAAGGAUUUCAAAGAAGGUCCAACAAAGGAUGACUUCAAUAAAGAUAAGGACUUGACAUUACCCUUGAAGAAACUUGAAGAAGACCAGCAGGUAUUGCCACCAGAAAAGAUAUCUCCUCCUCUUGUGGCAGUGAAAAGUCCGGAUAAGGGAUCUCCGUCAUCUGUGAAAAGUCUAAAUGGAUCUCCACCAAUGGUAAAGAGUCCGAAAGGAUCUCCACCACUAGUGAAGAGUCCAAAAGGAUCUCCGCCACUAGUGAAGAGUCCAAAAGGAUCCCCACCUGCCACAAAGAGUCCAAAAGGAUCUCCGCCACUAGUGAAGAGUCCAAAAGGAUCUCCGCCACUAGUAAAGAUUGCUAAAGGAUCUCCACCACAAGUGACAAGUCCAAAAGGAUCUCCGCCACUGAUGAAGAGCCCAAAAGGGUCUCCACCACUGAUGAAGAGCCCUGACAAAGGAUCUCCUCCAGCAACAAAGAGUCCAAAAGGAUCUCCGCCACUGAUGAAGAGCCCAAAAGGGUCUCCACCACUGAUGAAGAGCCCAAAAGGUUCUCCACCAAUGAUGAAGAGCCCAAAAGGGUCUCCACCAAUGAUGAAGAGCCCAAAAGGGUCUCCACCAAUGAUGAAGAGUCCAGAUAAAGGUUCUCCUCCAUUAAUGAAGAGUCCACAAGGAUCUCCACGAAUGAUGCAGAGUCCAGAUAAAGAAACCCCACCAAUGAUGAAGAGUCCAAGUCCAGAUAUGGACACACCACCUAUGAUGAAAAGCCCAAAAGGAUCUCCACCAUUGAUGAAGAGUCCAAAAGGUUCUCCACCUAUGGCUAAAAGUCCAGAUAGAGAAACUCCACCUCUGACUAGGAGCCCGAGUCCAGACAUUGACUUUUCACCUACAAUAAGAGAUUUGGGUAGAGGGUCACCAGUUAUGACUCCUGUGUCAAGUACUGCAGAUGCACCACUGCCACCACCACCGCCACCACCACCACCAGCCAGUGAGGAAACAGAAACGUCUACAUUAAUAGCUAGUUUAGAUACAGAACCCCUCCAGCAAGAUGAGAGUCCUGAUAAAGAGGUUUCUCCAACUGAGGUUAGUCAUCCUGCUCAAGAAACACCUCCACCACCACCACCACCUCAUUUGGAAAGUUCAGUCAUAGAACAGCCUACAGCACUCCAAGAAAGUCAACACCCACAACCUUCCCAACAAGUAACACAAAGCCCAGAAAAGGAGGUAGUACCAUCGCUGGGAGGAACUGUAGUGGAACAGUUUGUCCCGAUGGUUAAUGAGAAUCGUAAUGAAAUUAUUCCAUGUUUAUCAGGGGUUGAAAUAAUGCCAAUUCAGCCACCCACUCCUGAGAGAGAGGCAUCCCCAGUGGCAUUCAGUAGUUUAGGUUCAGAAGACCUUCCUGCACCUUUAUCUAUAGAUGAUACAGAAAACCAACCACAGGAGACAAUAAAUCCUCUGUAUAUGAUUGACAAGUUGGAUAAUGAUGUUCAGCAUGAAAGUGCACUCCCAGCACAGGAGGAGGUUAUCGCUGAAGGUCAAGACACUCCGUCUGGUAUGUGUGGUGAGUUACCUCCACCACCCCCGCUUGUAAUGGAUGAGGAUGACAGUGCUUUUACAAAUGACCUUCCUCCACCAAUACCAGAGUCUUCACCUCUCAUGCAACGAACUAGUACCCUCUGUGAAGAUACUCCACCCCCACCAUUAGUACCUCCAUCAGAUGUUGAGGGUUUAGAUGAAUUGUUAAACCUUGCAAAUAUGGGGUCAUCUUCAUCAGGGAGCACUGCAGGCCAGCCAGGCAGUAUUCAUGGGAGUUCUGAAAAAGACUCAGAUUCCCCUCAAGAGUCUGAUGUCAUCCAAAUGGAAGGAACUAUGACAGCAGAUGAACUACCUCCCCCACCACCUCUGUCAGAACCAUCAGAACCAGGAACAGAACAUGAUUCUGAUGAGGAACUUGACAACUCUGUCUCUUCAGGUUAUGAAUGUGGAUUUACUGCUGGCGGCAUAACUGUCACUGUCAAUCCUAUGGUUGAUGUGGAAGAAACCCCCGAGUCUCCUGUUCAUGUGGCACCGCCACCACCUAGUGAACCCAGCCAGGCUGCUCCACCUUCACCUAUUGUCAGUGCUGCCAUUGGUAUCAGCAGUGGAGGCAGUCAGAGCAGCAGUAGUGGGUCAGGAAGUCAGGACACGGGAAGUGGUAGUGUAGAGAGUGUAGUGACAGUGGAGUGUGCUGUUGCAGCAGAUGCAGGCACUCAAGGGAGGCAGCAGUCCUCCGAUUCAUCAUCAAGCCCAGAAAGUCGUCACCUUGAUCCACACGAACAGAUCACAGAGGUUUGAAACAAGCCUCUUGCAGAUGUAUGAGCACACUUACAGUGAAGAAUAUUAUGUGCUCACUUUACUGGAUAGAAAGCCAGUCUGAAUGUAAUCAGCACUAUUGCUCAGGUUAUCCUCAGCAUAAACAUUACACUUCCUACCAGACUUGGGGCAGCUCAUUUAUCUUGCACCAGCUGUAGCUUGUAUCUACUGUACUGUAGCAGGAUUGCAGCUAAGCAUUAGUCAUAUUUUUCACCGAUAGCAAUUUUGUGGACCAUCUUACUUAGGCAACGCUACUGUAUGUGAAAUACUCUUGUAGCUGUUGGCUGUGAAAUAAUGAUAUUAUAGUUCCCUUCUAGGUAGGAAAAAUUCUCCUCAAUAGAUUAAGUAGUAUUUAUGGUGUCAAUGAUGAGGGUAUUUUAACAAUGGCGUUGUUUUUACAAAGCCACGUAAAAAUUCCUCGCUUAUUAACUACACUUUCCAUCUUUUGACUAAGUGAUAGGCAGAAAACAUUUCAACUGCUGCCAGUUUUUACACAAUUGUCAUGUGAUUAUUUUUAAUUUCUCAACAAGGCAAGCGUGUGUCCAGUGAAUGGAAGGCAUGGGUUUGUUAUUCCAUUUUUACCCUGUUUUACAUGGGUGUGUUUGUAACUCUAGAUGAUCUGCUAGAGGAAUUGUUUUUUGUAGGUGUGGCUCAUCGUAGCAUUACUCUGGUGUGUGUGUGUGUUAGCUGACAACAAGGGACUGUGGCAUCAUGUGCAAUGAUCUUCAAGAAAACUUUUGAUUGUACUCAUUAUCAUCAAGUUGGUGCACAAAGAAUGGUGUGGUGAGAAAGAAAGUUAUUAUUAUGCAGUUUGUUGCCAAAGUUCCUGUUUUUGCGACAACAGGCAGGUUGAAGCUUUAUAAACUUUACCGUGUGUUCAGUACAUGUAAUGGUAAGUUCUAUUUAUUGUACUGUAAGGUUGUAGCCAGUAGACAGUUUGCACAUGUUUGCUGGAUCAUUCUCAGACUCAAGUUUUCCUCAUCCCAUUGGAAUAUGUGGCAGUAGCUGAUUGUUCCAGUGCAGCAGCAUGUUUAGCAGUUUUUAUAGAUACAUGAUAAAAGUGGCCAUUUAAAUUAGUAGAAUUCAUUGUGUGAAACCUCAUACAAAUUCAAUUCUUGAAAUACAAGCUCAAUUGCAUCUUACACGUAUUAGAAUAACA
Molecule: messenger RNA, 6830 nt
Organism: Homarus americanus (American lobster)
Lineage: Eukaryota; Metazoa; Arthropoda; Malacostraca; Decapoda; Nephropidae
Product: proteoglycan 4-like
Exons: 12
Coding region: 392-5653 (1753 amino acids)
Source: RefSeq, a predicted model, not a curated record